This is a messenger RNA of Prorocentrum cordatum, 1992 nucleotides long. The record is from the annotation of a GenBank genome assembly. Lineage: Eukaryota; Dinophyceae; Prorocentrales; Prorocentraceae.
AUGACGGCGAAGAUGGCGGAGAGAAAUACCCGCAGAAAGCUUACAACAGGGAUCCCACCGCCUUCGAGGCCGCAGGGCGCUGUUACCAGCGCAGCUGCGCAGACGACCCCCUGUGCACCGUGGGUGGCAUGCAGGAGUUCGAGGCGCCGCCGAAUGCCACCGUGCCCGCCGGCGACGUGCUGCUUUAUUUCGACUUUGCGCAUCCCCUUUCCGCGCCCUUCUCGCGCAUGUCGGGAGACGACCACGCAAACAUCUUCCACCUCACCUCGAACAACGAGCACGCCAGCCUCCGAACGCCCGGCCGCGUGCUGCGAGUCGUCGGGAGCAUCCCACCGGCUCCCCCCCCCGGACGACGACGACGCCCACGCCUUCGCCACGGCGGCGGGCCUGGCCCGGCACCACAGCGGCUUCCGGCCUGCCCGGGAGUUCAUGGACGAGGCUAGCCUCGGCGCCGUGCAGGAGCAGCUUGGCGAGGUGUGCAGGACCCACGGGCAGCGCGUCCAGCGGCGGCUGACGGCGCCCCGCCUGGACUCGGGGACCGUGGACACCUGCAGGCGGAAGCACGGCUACAACUCCCUGCGCUUCGAGCCUUGCUUGGUGCUCGUUGGCUGCAAGCGCGUGGACCCGGAGGAGGACCUCCUGCCCUUCCACGGGCCCUGGUUCUCUCAGCUCCCGUACGACAUUGUGGCCUGGCAGCAGCCCGCUCCCAUGUGCUGCGCGGAUGCUUACAACAUCGACAUGAGGGACGAGCACCUGCGCGAGGUCUUCUUCCGCAAGAUCGGCUUCCAGGAUCCCACGAGAGUGAACUUGGGCAGCGUCGGAGACGCGGGCGCGAAGCAGAUGAUGGGCCAGUCGUUGCAACAGGGCGCCAAGGCCAUGAAGCACCUGCUGGCCUACGAGAUCAAGGACGAGCCUACUGUGGAGUGGCUGGCUGGAUUCAUUCUCCGGCUUGUGCACGCGAGUCAUGGCCUCAACAAGUUCAUGCUCGAGCUGAUGGACACCGUCGACGCCGAAGGGGACGAGGAUGUGGAGAUGUCCGCUGAUGGGAACUCCUUUGUACAGGCCCACGAGCUUGGAGACUUGGUGGCGCCGUCGGGGCGCAGGGCAUUCGAGGUGGCCCGCUGGUCUGCAGAGCGAGGCGCCUUCCUGCAGGUGGCAGCCGGCAACGGCACCCUGGCCUCCAUCGGCAGCGCCGCCUGGAAGGUUGCCAAGCAGAUCCCUGGAGCGAUCUACAACUACGGGAUGAAGCCCGUGUGGAAGUACGUGAUGAAUCCCCUCGCGAAGUGGGGCCUCUCGAUCUCCAAGUGGGUCCUGGAGCACCCCCGCGCCGCCCUCUUCAUCUCCAAGAUCGCCCUGCAGGUCCGCGACCGCAUGUGCGAGAAGACGUCCGCCUUCGUCUACGGCCAGCCCGAGACGCACGCCGUGGGGGCUUUCUCGAAGGUGUCCGAGAAGGUGGAUGAUUUCAGGGAGUACAUGUCGUCGACCUUCUCCCCGGCCGUCCUGCUCACCGGGCUGCAGAAGGCGCUGGAGAGCAGCGGCUUCAUGGGGAGGCUGCGGUCGCUGGGCAGCGCGGCCUUCGGGCCCAUCAUGGCCUGGGCCGGGCUCGCCACGGGCGGCGCCGCGGCGGCACUCAUCGGGGGCCUGGCCUCCAUGAUGGCCGACGCGGCCAUCGAUGCCAGCAAGAUGGCGCUGGAGUUCAUGGUGUACCAGGAGAUAGCCAAGGAGGUCCCCUCCAACCUCUACGACAUGCUCAUGUCCAAGUGCCUGUUCCAGAGGGCGAACCACACGCGGGUCACGCUGGGGGCCACCGCGGACGAGGUGCAGGUUGCCGCUCGCCAGGCCGUGGCGCAGGUGUCGGAGCAGGUCGCGGAGCAGGGCGCCCACCUGCUGGGAUCCAUGAAGCGCUUCUCCUCCUUCUUCGCCGGCUCCGACUCGGGGUCUUCGUUCUUCGAGGUCUCCUCUGGCAACGGCACGCGGCGCCCCGAGAUCUGA